CCUUAUUUCCCACAUCCAAGAAAGAAACCCAAAGCUUAUUCAACUCUAGGGAAAAUCAAAAUCAAAGAACCCAGAACCAGGAAACCAAGGAAACGAUGAGAAAAAGAGAAAAAAGGGAUUGGAAAUUGAAAGGUACCGAGUGGAAGGGUUGUCAAUAGGAGGGCAUGAAACUUGCAUUAUUUUUCCCACUCUUAACCUAGCAUUUGAUAUCGGUCGAUGCCCACAACGGAAAACAAUUAUUUUUUAUGGCCGAUCAUCAGUUCCUCUUAUUUUGCAGUGAAAAGGAAAGGAAGAUUCAGUUUUCAAGGAAAAAAGUGUGGAUUCGGUGCAGUUCAGUAGACUGUGAUCGGAUCCACCGCAGAAUGAAACCUAUUGUCCUGGAGAGUAGCUGGGGAACCUAUUGUCCUGGAGAGUAUCCAAGUCCUCCCCCAGAGUAUGAAACCUGCUUGGGAGACUUGUACAGUGUUGCUUGGAUGGAGGACAGUGACAUACAUAAUCUGUGGAAGGAGACUUUGCACCAGCAAUAUGAACUUGUAAAAAGGAGGACUAUCAAUGACAAUUCUGCAUAUGGCUCUCAUGUUAUGCAAUUUGGUGAUAUAGGAAUUAGCAUGGACAAUCUCUUCACAUGUUUGGGUACCAAUCCUGCUAACGAUAACUUCAAAUUCGUCGAUGGGAACUCAUUGUUGCCACCCACCAAAGCUGUUAAUCAGCGCUAUGCUGAUCUUGUCCAUUUCUGGGAUAAGUAUCGCAAGGCACUUGAUGUCUUGGUUAGGAAGGUUGAAGCUCAAAAGCAGGUUAUGGAAGCCAUGUCCCAUAGAAUGCAUGUAGACAACAGUAUACAACUCACUGGAAAGCUGUUAUUCGGAGUCAAAAGAGGCCCUGAAGUUUUAAACACUGUUCGACCAGCUGGUCAACCUCUUGUUGAUGACUGGAAAUGCCUUAAGAAAAUGGUAAUAUCCUUGAUUCUCAGUCCCUCUUCCUCAUUUUCCUUUUUCUCAUCAUGCAACUUACGAAGAUGCUCUGUUCAUCGACACAUGUGAGAACCUUUGAGACGCACUGCGGAUCACUGGCUCAGUACGGGAUGAAACACAUGCGUUCCCUUGCGAACAUCUGCAAUGCUGGCAUUGAGACAGAAAAGAUGGGUGAGGCAUCAGCACAAGCUUGUUUCAACAUUCCUUCAGGACAUUGGGGUUCUCUUGGGAACGGGUUCAGUGCAUAAAAUAUAGCAGAACUUUCAACUGUUGAAGACCUUAACUUUUGAAUACAUUCGUCAACCACGUAUAUUUAAUAGAACCACUUAUCGAUUGACUCAUACAUAUGAAGGGUGACUAAAGUUGUUUUGAAAAGAAAUGAACAUGAAAAUAAUUGCAGGGAUCCUAAACCGAUAAGCUUUGGUAUGAAGAAUAUCGAUAUACUGGCUUUGUUUGGUAUGAAGAAAGUUUUAGUUAGUUGGGAUUAUUAAGGUCAGAACUAGAGUCAUUGUUUGGCUGCACUUCGAUUUUUGUUAAGUUGAGCUCAAAUUUUAUUAGUUUUUUUGGCUCAUUGAGCUUAUAUUUUCUUUUUAUACAUGCAAAAUGGAACUGGAUUUAAUUGCAGUUAAAAAAUGCGCAAGUUCUGUGCCUGUGCCGCUAAUCUUUUUGUUUAUUUUGUGGCACUAAUUCAUAGAUUAGAAAUCAUGUCUUCUCGGUAAGGGAACGUUGGUUUAGUACUGAUGUUCUCUUCUUUUGUUUGUAUUGUAUCUAUUUAUUAUUUUUUUCUUUUUUGCAUUUGUAUCAUUUUACGUGACAGUGGCUGUCCUAAGGCAUACCACCCAGUCUGUAUCAAAAGGGAUGAGGCAUUCUUUAAAUCCAAGGCAAAAUGGAACUGCGGUAUGUUUGGAUUAAUUAUUUAUCACUUUUAGUUCGAUUUAAUUAAUAUAAGUGCUGGGGAGAGUUGAAGCAUGAAUUCUACUGUCUAAUAUAUCAUAAAAUAUGAAGGUAUAAUGUGUCUCUGCCCUUUUCAGACCUUAUUUUGUUGCAAGAUAAUUCAUAGUUAACAACUCAAAAGAUAAGUAAUGCGCAUCCAAUAUUAUUAUAGCACUUUUAUUUUUUGAUAUUAUAUAUUCUAGCUUAUCCAAAAUAUAAAAAUAAUGUUUACUAUAAUAUAUUUAUUUAUUUAUCUUAUUAUUUUUUUAAGACCUAUACUCGUGUUUUCAUUUUAAGACAUACACGGAUAAAGAAGGUAUCAUGCAGCAGCAGUUGUUGGCAUUUAUCCCAAGACAUCACAAGCACUACAUUUUACCGAGUAAAAAUAGUUGAUAGAGGCCUUCUUUUUUUCCUGGAAGCUAAUUAGUGGGUUGAAGUUUUGUAUGUUUUCUCAUUUCCAUUUCCUUUUUGUCCUGUUUCUUUGCCUCUCUUCUAUUGCAAUUUUUUCUAAGCCAGAUUCUGUCAACAAGAAGGUACAUUUUAGUCCACAGUUACAGACAGAUCCUAGGGAAAAUUAUCUCCAUGCUAAAUCUUGUCUUCAGCCUUCAGGCUUGCUGAGAACAUCCAAGAUGCUUAUGGUGAGGCAGCUAGCAUUGCUGAACAGUCGCAUUAUUUAACACCAAAACCCAUAUUUUACGGGUUUUUCAAAGAAGAAAAAUGCUGGGAAUAGAUGGUCUCUGCAAAAAGAUGGGCUACAAGGACGCCAAGUUACUGAUGCUUUACGGGCUCUGAUAGCCAAUGGCGUUGAAGCGGGGACUAUCCAGUGUGGGCGCCCAAAGGAAUAGAAGUUCUGGAUCUCGCUUAUGAUCGUGAUUUUUUUUCUUCUCAAUUCUGAUGCUCAUUGCUUUGAGUUCAUUACAAUUCUGCUGCUUUCAGUUUCACGCUCAUUGCUUUGAGUUCAUUACAAGAUUUCCUUGAUUAAAUAAAUGUAUUAUAUCUUUUAUUACCAAGAUUUACUUGAUUAAGAAAAUGCAUUGUAUGUUUUAUUACCUUGCAUAUGUAUUAUUUAUUUAAGUUUUGAUUCUAAAUUUUAUUUUU
This is a messenger RNA of Gossypium raimondii (Peruvian cotton), 3002 nucleotides long. RefSeq names its product vacuolar-processing enzyme. The coding region runs from base 246 to 1040 and encodes 264 amino acids. Gene Ontology annotation, molecular function: cysteine-type endopeptidase activity. The transcript has 9 exons. Gene Ontology annotation, biological process: vacuolar protein processing. Lineage: Eukaryota; Viridiplantae; Streptophyta; Magnoliopsida; Malvales; Malvaceae. The record is from RefSeq and is a predicted model, not a curated record.